UCUCACAUUUGGCAUUUGGUUUGUAUUGGAAAAAAUCUAAAUUUAAGACUGUGCAAAAAUGAAUUCGUCAAAAGCUUUGGUGAGCAGCAGGAUGGCGGCCUUUGGAUUUAGCAACUUGGUGAAGUGUCGCGGAAUGAAGCAGUUCCGACUAGAUGAUAAAUACUACAGGCCAGGAUCUGGACAAGGACGUGUCUACAGAAGGACGUGGGCGGAACAGGAGGUGGAGGGGCCGGAAGAGCGCUUGGAUGAUACCAAAUACAACCCGGGACUCUGGAAGGAACGUGAAUAUCAGGCAACCUGGCGGGAACCGAUGGCCGUGGAGGAGGAACCGCAGGAGGAAGUGAGUGAAACGCGAUACAGGGAGGAACAAGCACCAGUCCCUGUGCCCCGGCGAUCCUUCGAUCCCUCGAGACGUCUCCAGAGGAUCGCUAUUCCCGCUAGCAAGUUCAUUUCUCAGUUCAUCUCCACCCAGAAGAAAAACCGGAUGCGUAACCUCGAAAUCGCUGCCGAUCGCAUGGCGUGCGAAGGAUACCAAUUGGCCUGAAAUACCUAGUCAAAUUCUUGUUAACGGCGAGGCCUCUCUUGAAUUUUUGUGGAUUUACAAUACUCGUGCUAAUUAAUUGUUAAAUUUUAAUUGGAUCUUUAAAAAUUAGUCGUUGUUCACAAACACAAAAUAAAAAAAAGAAAUAAUACGUUUUUCCUGAUACUCGCCUGAAA
Drosophila rhopaloa is the source of this 717-nucleotide messenger RNA. RefSeq lists its product as uncharacterized. Lineage: Eukaryota; Metazoa; Arthropoda; Insecta; Diptera; Drosophilidae. The transcript has 2 exons. The record is from RefSeq and is a predicted model, not a curated record. Bases 59 to 544 code for a protein of 161 amino acids.